AUGUUGUGGAAUGUAGGUAGCUCGGGUGCGCUGUUUGGUUGUUGGUCUGUUCACCGAGCUUGGCAGUUGGGUUGCAAACGUUUCAUCACCAAUCGAGGUGACACCGUCAGUGCAGGGUUGAGUGGGUCACCCACACCCAACAACCAAACAGUCCAAGGUCUUCUACGGCCUACGACCAGUUUCACCCUUUUUGAGGAUCAUCAGGUAAGCACAAACCCCGAGUUUCCAUCAACUUCACGUUUUACUUGGACGAAAAUUGGACACAUUUCGACAAAUACACUUAUUUGCAUACUGUUCUGGUUUUCAAGGGGAGACUCAACUGAAUCUCUCGCUUGUGAUAUUCUACAAAGAGAAGAAGUCAGGUGGAUCAGUGGUAACACACUCGCCCUGCAGGAGGAUGACUGUGGCAUGCGGCGGGACCAUCUACGCUACUCUAUUUGUUCUAGGAGACAUUUCUGUUCCAAACGGCUGAGGGUGUACAUGUAUCGCGAUAUCUCGAAUAUCUUAGUGACUGAAACAUUAGGCGGCCUGGUGCAGCACAUUCAGUUGCCUGAGAACAUCACAAACGAGAGAUUCAGCUGGGUUUCAGUCGCUACGAUAUUCGAGAUAUCGCAAUACAUGUAUAUCUUUCUAAUGUACAUUCAGUUGCCUGAGAACAUCACAAACGAGAGAUUCAGCCGGGUUCCAGGUCAUAAAUUGGUUUUAGCUUUUGCAGUUCCCCAUGCAUUUCUUUCAACUCCGGGUAUGUGGAGAUUGGAAGAUCCAACAGGCGUUCACUACUGA
This is a messenger RNA of Opisthorchis viverrini, 783 nucleotides long. RefSeq lists its product as hypothetical. The transcript has 6 exons. Bases 1 to 783 code for a protein of 260 amino acids. The record is from RefSeq and is a predicted model, not a curated record. Lineage: Eukaryota; Metazoa; Platyhelminthes; Trematoda; Opisthorchiida; Opisthorchiidae.